Messenger RNA from Caenorhabditis elegans, 1579 nucleotides. RefSeq names its product CYtochrome P450 family (gene cyp-33D3). Bases 29 to 1516 code for a protein of 495 amino acids. The transcript is spliced from 6 exons. The record is from RefSeq and is marked reviewed. NCBI's taxonomy places the organism in Eukaryota, Metazoa, Nematoda, Chromadorea, Rhabditida, Rhabditidae.
UAAUUUUUCUCAGUUUUUCACGAUUACAAUGCUGCUUUUAUUGAUUUUUUCAUCUAUUUUUCUGUAUUUCUUCUAUCAUUUCCACUGGAAAAGAAGAAAUCUACCGCCUGGCCCUAGGCCCCUACCCUUUUUGGGUAACCUACUGUCUUUGAAGACUCUUAAGCCGGGUUAUGAAGCUUUUAGUAACUGGAAGAAGGAGUAUGGGCCGAUUUUCACAUUUUGGAUGGCUAACAAGCCAUUUGUGAUCAUUGCUUCAUACGAAAAAAUGAAAGAAACAUUCGUAAAAGACGGGGACACCUAUGUGGACAAGCAGCUCACUCACACUGAAAAAGAGCGGCUCGGCGAGAAUUACGGGGUACUGGACACAAAUGGGCAUAUGUGGAAGGAGCAUAGAAGGUUUACACUGACACAAUUAAGAGAUCUUGGGCUGGGAAAAGAUUUGAUGCAGGAAAAGAUCCUAAUGGAAGUUGAAGAACUAUUCAAGGAACUCGAUGCACAUGGAGGAGAAGAAAUUGAUUUGCCGAAAUUAAUCGAUAGAAGUGUUGGAAAUGUCAUUAACUUGACACUUUUCAACAAGAGAUUCGAUAUGGACAAAAGAGACGAAUUUGCCCAUUUAAAAUCUUUGAUUGAUGGAAUGAGAAACGUGACGUCACAGUUCCGUUAUCUAAUCCAAUAUUUAGUCCCAUGGACCUCUACGGUGCUCCCAGGACCCACUUUAUCGGAAAAAGUACGAGCAAAACGCGAGGAGCUCGACGAUUUCUUCUACAGCCAAAUUGAUGAGCACCGGAAUGAGAUUGACUUUGACAAUACGGAAAAUCUAGAUUUUGUUGAAGCCUAUCUCAAAGAGCAGAAAAAACGAGAAGAAGACGGAGAUUUUAAGACUUUUUGCAACAAACAACUAUGCGCCAUGCUAUUUGAUCUCUGGAUUGCGGGACUAAUGACAACCACAAUGACUAUGACAUGGGGUCUGUCUUAUUACCUCUAUAACCCGGAAGUUCAACGAAAAAUCCGUGAAGAAUUGGACAAAGUUAUCGGAAAUGACCGACUGAUUAGCACGGCUGACAAGAAUGAUCUACCGUAUCUACAGGCUUUUGUAACUGAAACUCAGCGAACUGCAAACAUUAUUCCGUUGAACUUAAUCCACAUGACAACUAGGGAUACUGUAAUUGAUGGAUUCCCAAUUCAAAAGGGAACCGGCGUGAUUGCUCAGAUUAGUACGGUUAUGUACGAUGAAAAGGUUUUUCCGGAGCCAUACAAAUUCAAGCCUGAAAGAUUUAUUGAAAAUGGGAAAUUCAAAAAAGUCGAUGAAGUAAUUCCAUUUUCCAUCGGAAAACGCCAGUGUUUGGGAGAAGGGCUCGCCAGAAUAGAGCUUUUUUUAUUUUUCGCGAAUAUUUUCAAUCGAUAUGACGUCAUGCCAGACUUUUCUGGCUCGCUGCCAGAUUUGGACAAGUCAAAGGACAAUUUUGUGAUCCCGCGCAAGUUCAAGGCAGUGCUGAAGAGAAGAUAUAUGGACUAAUUUUUAGCGGAAUUUUUGUAAUAUUUUGUACUUUUUGUAUAAUUCAAUAAAAAAAAUUGAAAA